GUCUGCAAAUGUGAUUUUCUGUAGCCAUGGACAGCAACCGAGUUUACUCCCUCGAAAAAGCCUCCCUUUAUGUUAGGACAUUACUUUGAUUACAAAACUCACGUAUCUUCAUGAUUUGCCGCCAAAUCCAAAACCUCAUCCAACGGUCGAAAUCUACCACCCAUCUUCUUCAACUUCAGUCGCUGGUCGUCAAAACCGCUAUCGAUCAUGACGCCGAGUUCGUCUCUCAGUUUGUCCUUUCCGCUUGCCCGAUUUCGGUGGGUUUCACAAAAUUAGUGUUCGAUAACGUACCCAUUAUUCCUCCACUUUUUGCGUGGAAUACAAUUAUUAGAGAAUUCACCAAGAGCUCAGCUCCGAUUGAAUCAGUGAGGCUGUUCUCUCGGCUUCAAAGGGUUGGGCUUCAACCUGACAAUUUCACGUUCCCUUUUGUUAUAAAAGCCUGCGGUCAGUGCUUGAUUGUUGGAGAAGGUGGGGCGGUGCAUUCAAUGGUUAUAAAGGCAGGUUUCAACUCGGAUCGAUAUAUAGGAAAUACUCUUUUGAGAAUGUAUGCAGCUUUCAGCGUGAUCGGGCUUGCAAGGCGGGUGUUCGAGGAAAUGCCUGCCAGAGAUAUGGUUUCUUGGAGCUCCAUGAUUGCAGGAUAUGUUGCUUGCAACUGCCUGUCAGAUGCUUUUAAGGUGUUCCGACACAUGAAGCUAGCAAAUGAAAAGCCAAACUCAGUCACUUUGGUCAGCUUGCUUUCUGCCUGUACUCGUCUUCUCGAUAUCAGCAUUGGGGAGUCCAUCCAUUCCUACAUCAUCAUAAACCACAUCUCGUUGGAUGUUGCUUUAGGGACAGCUCUCCUGGAAAUGUACUCCAAGUGUGGGUAUAUUGAGAAAGCUUUCCAAGUUUUUGAUUCAAUGGAUGAGAAGAAUUUGCAGUCUUGGACAAUUAUGAUAUCUGGUCUUGCACAUAAUGGCCAUGGGCAAGAUGCUAUUUCAUUGUUUACUGAGAUGGAACAAUCUGGACUGGAACCAGACAGCAUGUCAUUUGCUGGGAUCUUGUCAGCUUGUAGCCACCUGGGUCUUGUCCAUGAAGGGGAAAAGUAUUUUGAUCAGAUGGUAAGAAUUUAUGAUAUCAAGCCAGCAAUGGAGCAUUAUGGAUGCAUGGUGGAUUUGCUUGGAAGAGCUGGGUUGAUUGAUGAAGCUUAUGAGAUUAUCAAGAAGAUGCCACUGGAGCCUAACUCAAUAAUAAUAAGGAGCUUCUUGGGUGCAUGUAAAACCCAUGGACGAAGCAUUUGUUUGGAUGAUUACCUGAGGAAAAUUUUACUUAAAUUAGAGCCUGAACUUGGAGCAAACUAUGUAAUUGCAGCUAAUGUAUCUUCUUUAUCUGGUCGCUGGUAUGAUGCAGCUGACCUGAGAGUGGCCAUGAAAAAGAAGGGAUUGAUGAAGGUUCCAGGGUGCAGUUGGAUGGAAGUAGAUGGAGGUUCUGAGGAAAUAAUUUUUGAAGAGGCUGUAGGUUAAUUGUGGACCUCUGGCCAAUCGAGUUAUAUUUAUAUGGGAAUCUGAUGAUUAUGCUAGGAAAGUAGGGAUGAAGAAAAAAUUUUAUGUGAGAGGGACAAGGACAGAUAGAUGAAUCACUGAUAUUGUUUUGAAGCUUGAGAGUUGUAUAGUUAUGUUCCCUUGUUUUGUGAAGGAGAGUUGUACUGCGGUGUUACUCCCACCCCAAAGUGCGUGUUUCUUAUCACACUAAUAUUUAAAAGUUAAAAGGGGUGAAUUCCUGGUUGAAUUAUCUUUGGUAACAAAGUGCUUGAGCUUCCAAGGAUUUUUGUUCUUGGUGACAGCCACAUCGUUAGCGUGGGAAUAUUUCUUAGUGAUAGUUCUUCUAAUUUGAUGCACUUAUUCCCAAGAAGCGGUGCAGCCUACAUACUGUUGUCAAUCUCAGCUUGUUGAGUGUAAUGAAAUACUCAUCAUUGUUUUCAAUAAAUAAAUUGAUUUCUCUGUAAUUUGGUAAAUGAACCAGGAUGUAAGACCUGCAAAAAUUUGCAAGAAGUAAGAUCUAAAUUUCUCAACAGUCCGUUUGGGCAAAGGGGUAACCAGGGACUAUUUCUAAUUUGUGCAGCAGAACUUUCAUGUAUAAUUUUUUUAUUUGAUUCACAUUUUGUUAGUUUUUAUUAUAGUAGUAUAAAGUUGUUGCAGUAUUGGAGAUUGGCAGGCCAAGCACAGGUGGACAUCAUGAUGUAUAAAAAUUCAGGUAAAAUCCUGCAGCAAAAGGUUGCCAGUUCUGUUCAUUUUCUGACAUGAGGAAGUGAAGUUUUGCAUGGCAUUGCCAGAAGUGCUUAGUGGCAUGGGUUGGAUAUGGCAAUACAUCUUGUCAUUUGUUAGUGUGUAGAGCUUUGAUCUAUUUAAGCAUGCGAAACAUCUCAUUACAUGCUCAAUAGAUAAUUGUCAAAGCAGCUAGAAGCUUGCAGGUACUGAACUCUUUCCUAUAUGCUGAGAAUAUUCUGAAGUUGGCAUAGUAACCCCAUAUGGGAUUCCUUUGAAAUUCUAGUAUUCUCCAUGCAUCCAUAUCAAUAAAUUAUUUGAUUGAUAACUGACUGAACUGUGCAUAGAAAUGCUAAAGUGAGAGUACUAAUUAAAUUCCACAAUCACAUGACUCCAAAUGAAUGAGUUAAAUCUAAGCUAAGGUGCAAUUGUUAAAUUAUUGCCCAUUGUUGUACAGUCCGGACAAAAGCCUCAAACUAUGACUCCUGUAGUUCAUCCUACUGGAGUUAAGAACUUAAGUGUGCAUAAAUCCAUCGAAUAAAAUACAAAAGUACAUCUGGUCCUCCUGUAUUAAUAUUAUUUAAUUUAUUCCCUUUAGGCCAUAUAUCCUUGCAUGUGUAUGUCUGAUAUUUCUUGACCCUUUUCACUCCCUACGCCUCACUCAGUACCCCCAAGCCCUUGUCCUAAUGGCCUCAUCCUCAAGAUCAAGAACGUCAAGUACUUUCGGCCUCUCAGACCACUGGCUACUAAUGGCAGCUACAAUAUGCAUCUGUGGAUUUCUGGGUUAUGUAAUUUAUGAUGCAAUAAUGGCUACAGCAUCCGAACUCUUGCAACGUUUGCUGGUAAUUUCCCCUCUGCUGCUAGUCAUUGCUGUUCAUUUGCUCUCCACAGGUAGCCAUCUUAGCCUCCCCAUGCCAGGGUCCGAGCCAGGUGCCAUCCACCGAGCCGGGGGCUCACCUUGGGGCGUGGCCUCUGUACUUCUGCUGCUUUUCUUUCUCAUAUCCUAUCAACCUUCCUUGCUUGGCCUUUUCUUCUAAGUAGAGCUCAUGUAUGUCCAUUCAGUAAUGUGUGCAUGUACUUUGGGUGCAUAUAUAUAAUAUUGUAGCCUUCUCCACCUUCCAUUUCAUUUCUAUGGAAAAUGAAGAGUGAGGAGAAGGAUUAGCUGCGCCUGCUAUUGCUAUGCUAGCAAAUUGUAAUCUUGAUCAGUACGGUUUUAUUUU
Juglans microcarpa x Juglans regia is the source of this 3460-nucleotide messenger RNA. Its product is annotated as pentatricopeptide repeat-containing protein At5g66520-like. Gene Ontology annotation, biological process: RNA modification. The transcript has 2 exons. Bases 111 to 1499 code for a protein of 462 amino acids. Gene Ontology annotation, molecular function: RNA binding; protein binding. NCBI's taxonomy places the organism in Eukaryota, Viridiplantae, Streptophyta, Magnoliopsida, Fagales, Juglandaceae. The record is from RefSeq and is a predicted model, not a curated record.